Nomia melanderi (Alkali bee) is the source of this 1528-nucleotide messenger RNA. RefSeq names its product YKT6 v-SNARE homolog (gene Ykt6). Gene Ontology annotation, cellular component: Golgi apparatus. The record is from RefSeq and is a predicted model, not a curated record. NCBI's taxonomy places the organism in Eukaryota, Metazoa, Arthropoda, Insecta, Hymenoptera, Halictidae. Gene Ontology annotation, molecular function: SNAP receptor activity. Gene Ontology annotation, biological process: endoplasmic reticulum to Golgi vesicle-mediated transport.
UCCAGAUCUUAUUUGUCUUAAUUUUUUAAUGGAAAUUUUCGAAUCUCGAAUUUAUAUCUGAAAUUAAUUUUAGCAAACAUUAUUGACAUGAGAGUCAUUGUUGGCAAGAUGGCAGCCUCCUUAACUCGUAAAAUUGAAGUAGGUGUAGUCGCGAAAGAAAAUAAAAAUAGUUAUUGAAUCAUUACUGGAAAUAAAAAUUCUUAUAAUUAAAUGUAUUUACAUCAAAUGCGAAUGCUGUAUAUUUAAAGGAUUAAAAUAAUAGGAAAGUUUGUACAAUACGGUGUGUCUUCUGUACCUGGAAAUUAAGAUAUAUUAUGAACUCGUCCUCUGUACCAUUUAAGUGCCCAACCUACUAAAAGUAGUAUGUUUAUUUUAUAGCCAAAAAUGGUAAAGUUAUACGCAUUGUCUGUUUUACAUAAAAAGCCUACAUCAGCGACAACCUUAAAGGCUGCUUAUGAUGUUGAAUCAUUCUCGUUUUUUCAAAAAGGAAGCGUUAAAGAAUUCAUGAGUUUUGUAAGUAAAACCAUUGUGGAAAGGACUCAGAUCAGCUCUAGGCAAAGUGUCAAAGAAGGAGACUAUAUGUGUCACGUUUAUGUGAGGGCAGACAAUUUGGCUGCAGUUCUUAUAUCAGACCAUGAAUAUCCUAGAAGAGUAGCUCAUACAUUGAUUACAAAAGUUAUGGAUGAAUUUGCUACCAAAUAUCCAAACUCGACAUGGGACAGUUUAAACGAAAGCUUAACUGAUUUUUCACAACUUAACAUAUAUCUAGCAAAGUAUCAAAAUCCUAAUGAAGCAGAUGCUCUUACUAAGAUGCAAAAUGAUUUAGAUGAAACAAAAAUUAUUUUACACAAUACAUUAGAAGCCGUUCUUCAACGGGGAGAGAAAUUGGAUGAUCUGGUUUCAAAAUCGGAAGGGCUUAGUGUUCAGUCAAAAGCGUUCUACAAAACUGCACGAAAAACUAAUUCCUGUUGCAGUUUGGCUCCUUGAAAGCUUUUAUUAACAAAUUAUGCUGACUGUAAAUCGGCAAAUAUAUUUGUCAUUCUCUAAUGACGGUGCAAAGUGCAAAUAAUUAGUAUUAUACAUGUUUUCUUGAAGGAAAUAAUUGAAAGAUGUUCUGGUUCUGUCAUACACAAAAUUGAAUAUUAAAUGUACAGAUUGUUUAUAUGUAGAAUGUAUGGUGACACUCGAAUGUCAAACCACUGCCGGUUUCAUUCAGUUAAUUUUAAAGAAAUUACGUAUAGCUAUUAUUUUUAAAAACCGAUUUGAUUUGUAUCACUUUUCUGUAGGAAUGUAUGAUCUGGACGUAAACGACGAGAUAAAUGAUUUACAGGUAUAAAUAUACAUUCCAAUUUUAUUUUAUUAAAUUUAAACGAAACUUCUAAAAGAAAGGUACAAAUAAAAUUGAGAAGCUUUGUUGAAGAGAAUAAGUACACGUUGUAAGUUCAAUACUCAAAUUUUUUUAUCUAUUAAAAUAAGAUGCGUUCAUGCAAAUUUAUAAAUUCAUUUUAUUUUAAUUUGUAAAAUAACA